Saccostrea echinata is the source of this 590-nucleotide messenger RNA. RefSeq lists its product as uncharacterized. The transcript has 4 exons. NCBI's taxonomy places the organism in Eukaryota, Metazoa, Mollusca, Bivalvia, Ostreida, Ostreidae. The coding region runs from base 1 to 549 and encodes 182 amino acids. The record is from RefSeq and is a predicted model, not a curated record.
AUGGACAGUCUUAGUCGCUCUGAGAACUACCACAAGAUAGAGUGUAGUCCUGAUGAAAGGAUUUACAUAGCUCGACAAAAUAUGAGAUAUGGAGGAAGUGCACUCAGUUUUCUUCAAGUGGACGAAAAUCAGCAGACAAGGGACUGUGUAUCUAGUAGUAAGUACAAAGCAAGGUGCCAUGUAAAAGGAAAGAUUAAUGCAUCACGAAUCUUGGAGCAGACCCACGUAGAACUAAGGAUUAGUCAAGGCAGCAACCAGAUAUGCACAGAAUGGAGUGGUGCAUUUCAUUACAAUAAAGAUUUGGCCUGUUCAGAAGGACUAGAUGACAUUUUAAUUGACCUGGAUGUCCGGAAAACCGAUGCAUUAACAAUUUUAUGGAUUGAGAUAAAAGGGGAUUAUUUUCAAAUAGACUGUAGGGAAGAACAUUUUUCUGGCAUGCCUCUACACCCCAACUCUGGCAACACUGAUCAAAAGAUGGAAGAAGAAAGUAUCGUAGGGGGUAGGUUAAAACAGUUUUGUAUGUGCUGGAGUGUAACCAGAUGUAAAUAAAUCUAGAAAAAAAUAAUUAGGGUAAAUAUCUUCAGUUUAAG